AUGAUCGGAGGAGACGAAGCGGGGACGUUCACGCACGCGCCGGUGUCGUGCGCGCCGACGACGUUUCCGAGGAGCGCGUACGAGCUCGCCGAGGCGACGUCGCCGGCGUUCGCGGAGCUGUACGACGGAGUGUCGAGGGACGAUGGAUUCCUGAGGGAAACGCUGCGGGGGGCGAUUAAGAACGAUGCAUUCACGGCCGCGCUGUGGGACGUGUACGAACGGAGCGGCGGGCAAGAGGGGAGACAGAAGGCGGAGGUUGGCGUGUUGCGAAGCGAUUACAUGCUCGACGCGCCGAGCGGGUUGCCUUUGCAAGUCGAGGUGAACACGGUGAGCACGUCGUUCAUGGCGCUCGGAUCGAAGGUGAGCGCGAUGCAUAGACACUUAGCGGCGUGGUCGGCGAAACCUGGAGAAGUGGUGGAUUUCGACGCGAUGCCACAGAACGACGCGCUCUCGAGCGCGGGCGACGUCCUCGCGGCGGGAUGGAAAGCGAUGGGGAGUAAAGGGAAAAUCAUGAUGGUGGUUCAGCCGAACGAGCGUAAUAUGUUCGAUCAGCGGCACAUCUCGCAUUAUAUAUUCGAAACGCACGGAAUUCACACCGUCAGAGCGACUUUAGCCGAAGUAAACGCCGAGGGCGCGUUGCGCGACGGAACGCUCACGUUUCGAGGCGACGACAUCGGCUUGGUGUACUUUCGAGCCGGAUACACCCCGUCGGACUAUCCGACCAGUGGCGAAUGGUCAGCACGGUUGUUAAUCGAACAAUCGAACGCUUUGAAGAGCCCUUCGGUGGCAAUGCACUUGGCGGGAUCGAAGAAGGUGCAACAAAAGCUCGCAGAAGCGGGCGUGCUCGAAUCGUUCAUGCCGGAACGCGCCGCGGACAUGCGACGUGUCUUUGCAGAUUUGUAUUCCUUAGACGGCGACGAAGGCACCGAGGCGAUUAAACUCGCACUCGCGAAUCCAGCGGGCUACGUCUUAAAGCCUCAGCGUGAGGGUGGUGGAAAUAAUUUGUAUUCGGACGAUUUGCGCAAACGACUUGAACUCGGCGGAGACUUGGGCGCGUUCAUUCUCAUGCAACGCAUUCUCCCUCCAUCUCAUCAAACGCUCACCGUUCGCGCCGGUAAGGUGCUCGAAAUCGAAACACUGUCCGAGUUAGGUAUUUACGGUAGUUAUCUCCGCGUAGGCGACGAGAUCGUGAUCAAUAAACACGGUGGGAGUUUGCUCCGGACGAAGGCGGCGACUUCCGACGAAGGCGGCGUCGCGGCGGGGUACGCCGUCUUAGACUCUCCUCUUCUCGUUUAG
Molecule: messenger RNA, 1296 nt
Organism: Ostreococcus lucimarinus CCE9901
Lineage: Eukaryota; Viridiplantae; Chlorophyta; Mamiellophyceae; Mamiellales; Bathycoccaceae
Gene: GSH1
Product: glutathione synthase
Exons: 1
Coding region: 1-1296 (431 amino acids)
Biological process (GO): glutathione biosynthetic process
Cellular component (GO): cytosol
Molecular function (GO): glutathione binding; glutathione synthase activity; ATP binding
Source: RefSeq, a predicted model, not a curated record